GGGGAUGGAUGAAGUGUGGGGUUGGUGGAUGGAUGGAGGGGAGUAUCUGGGGAUGGAUGGUGGGUAGAUGGAUGGAGGAAAUGUGGAAAGGGAUGGGUAGAUAGACAGGUACUUGGCUGUAUAUGGCUAAAUGUGGUAUUUAGGGAUGAGGUUAUAGAUAGAGAGGAUGUGCAAGUGGAUGGGUAGAUUGAUAUACGUGUAUAUGAGGAUGGGUAGAUGGAUGGAGAGAUGGAUGGGGUAUGGGGGCAUGGAUGGAUGGAGGGUAUGAGUGGGAAGGAAUGCAGAGAUAGAAAGGUAUGUGGGUGUAUAUGGGGAUAGAUAGAUGGAGAAACUAUAUAGGGAUGGAUAGGUAGAGGGGCAGCAGCAUUAAAAAUGGACCCACCUGAAGGAAUAGGAAGGGCUGCCCUGCAGAGGGACACCAAAGAGACAGAGCACGAAGAGACAGAGUUUGCCCCAGUAGGGAUACCGUUUGCCCUGGUGGCGACUGAAGCCGCUUUGAAGGUAACUCUCUUGGAAGUGGGAAGGGUGAUGUAACCCCAGCAGGGUUAGAAUGAGAGACAGUAGCAACAGGCCAAGAAGAGCCCUGGCCUGGGAUUGGCUGAGAGGCUUGGUUAAAAGAGGGGAGCAGUUUUCCCGGGAAGAGAACGAAGGAGAGAGGGGCGGUGAGAGACAGGCUGGAGACCAGGGAAAGGAUCUCCCCACGGCCAUCCCUCCGAGAGCUCCUGGCAGAGUCCUGCAGAAGUAGCAGCAAGAAGCAUUGGAGAAGAGCGCUGCACUGUGUCCUGUUCUCCCUCCCUUCUCCUCGGAGCCGCACCGGGGCAGGACAAGAGAGGAGCUGCCUGUGAGGAGACUCCAAGCCUGGGAAAACCCUCCUGCAAGCCCCUGUGUGGCUGGGUGAGGACAGAGCCAGGGACAGCUCCCACCGGCAUGGAGACCUCAAGCCCUACAAGCUCCCCAGGCACUGGCAACCAUGACAAGCUUACGAGGGGCAUUCAUAUCUUCAGCAUGAUCAUCUACAGCAUUGCCUUCCUGCUGGGUGUGACGGGAAAUGGGCUGGUGAUUUGGGUCACAGGCUUCCACAUGAAGCGAACAGUCAACACUGUGUGGUUCCUCAACUUGGCCAUCGCGGAUUUUAUCUUCACCUUCUUCCUCCCCUUGAACAUCACCAGCAUAGCUAUGAACUUCCACUGGCCAUUUGGGAGAGCCCUCUGCAAACUCAACGGGGGAUUGGCUUCCCUCAACCUUUAUGCCAGUGUCUUCUUCCUCACGGUCAUCAGCCUGGACCGUUGUGUCUGCGUGGUGUCUCCUGUGUGGACACAGAACCAUCGUCAGCCCCGCCUAGCCUCACUUGUGGCCUUGGGCAUCUGGAUCCUGUCCUUGAUCCUUUGCAUUCCCUACUGGUACUUCCGGGAGAUAGAUUACGAUGACUCCAAGAAUGUCACCUACUGCUAUAAGGAGUUUGGCACAACUGGUGAGGAGGCCACGGAGGAGGAGUGGAAGUGGGUGAGCACCUCCAACAGCCGAGCCACAGUCAUCAGCCGCUUCAUCUUUAGCUUCAUCAUCCCCUUCUACAUCAUUGUCAUCUGCUACGGGGUCAUCGUGGUCAAGCUCCUCACCAGCCAACUGGCACUCUCCAGCAAGCCCUUCAAGAUCAUUGCUGUGGUGAUCGUGGUCUUCUUCCUCUGCUGGUUCCCCUUACAUGUCUUCUCCUUCCUUGAGAUGGAUGACCUGCCUAAGUUUAGGACAGCCGUCCACAUCGGCAUGCCAUUGGUUUCCAGCCUGGCCUUCGUCAACAGCUGCCUCAACCCCAUCCUCUACGUUUUCAUGGCUCAUGACUUCAAAGAGAAGCUACGACACUCCCUGUUCUUGGCCUUUGAGAAGGCCUUCACUGAGGAUGCCCCCAUAGUGGCUGUCCAGACUCAGUCCACCAUGAAGUCAGACUCCCAGGCCUUAUAGACUCCUCCUCCAGGCCUCUCCCAUUCCCACUAUCUCUGGAGUAGGAAGAGAAGUUGUCAACCAAUAGACCUUCUCCUGCAGCUUCAUCUCCAUGGAGAUAGUAACAGUGGCCUGGUAGGAAUUGUCCUAGGUCUCAUCCUUGCUUUUCCAGGAAGAAACUUUGGUGUUGAACCUUUUCAGUUGACCAAUGGGCUCCAUCUGAAUGCUGAUGGAAUUUCUUACUACUAUUGGAUGUUUCUUCCAGCCCCAGCCCUUUCAAGCUACUUCCAGCCUCUACAUAUGCCCCUUUGAUGUUAUUCCAAUGUUUUGUUCACUAGUUUGAUGAGACCCCCAUGUUCUGUAUUAGGUGAAGUGAUUUCCAUAUUUCCUGACAUAUGACCUGCAACUGUCCCUCAAAAUUAGCUACUCGUGGUGCAUUUGCUUGCAUAUUUCAUGGGCUUUACUGGCCAAUGGUUUCUCAUGUAAUGACCCAUCCUGGGAUCAGCCCCAUCAGAGGUGUAUUCUACCAGGCAAAGGAACUUUGUGGAGAAGCCUCUUUGGAAGCCUUGUUUCCUUUUUCCUUGAGAUGGGUUUGGGAUCCAUUAAGUCUUGUUAACUGUUGAUGGAAUAAAAGCAGUCAAUAACAGUGA
Molecule: messenger RNA, 2585 nt
Organism: Alligator mississippiensis (American alligator)
Lineage: Eukaryota; Metazoa; Chordata; Crocodylia; Alligatoridae
Product: chemerin-like receptor 1
Exons: 2
Coding region: 928-1956 (342 amino acids)
Biological process (GO): positive regulation of cytosolic calcium ion concentration; inflammatory response; phospholipase C-activating G protein-coupled receptor signaling pathway
Cellular component (GO): plasma membrane
Molecular function (GO): complement receptor activity; N-formyl peptide receptor activity
Source: RefSeq, a predicted model, not a curated record